UGUCGCCCGAAACUUGUUCGAGCAAAAAGGACUAUGGAACACCAUUAAAGGAGGUUUAACGUGAGAGACGUCUGGAGUUCUGCAUUCCGAAGAACAAUCAGAGUAAAGAGCAGAUCGCACUGUCCGCGAUCAUGGUUGCGCAGAGACCCAAAAGUACUUCAAGCGGCAAAAGUAGUAAAGGUGGUGAGAAGGCAAAAGGACCGGACCCUAGUCUGUCCCAUACUGAUGUGCUACCAGAUGUCCCUGAAGAUAUCUUCCCCAUGGUUCUCACUUCGGCAACGCAGGAACUGUUCGAGUGCCGUGCAGAUGAGGACGUCACGCAGAACAACCCCUACAAGCUGCUCAAAAAGGAUGACAUACUCCACGACAUGAAAGCCAGGGCUGCUGUGUCCGACUUCCACCCAGUCAAGCAGACUGUGCUAAACUACCCUGGGGAGGAGCUUCUACUGGUGUUUGACCGAGAUUUCAAAUAUGGGCAAAGCUUCUAUCUCGUUUUGACCGAGGAAGCCAAGCAAAGGAUCCUACAACCCCCUGUGUCUACUGAUGAAGAGGAGCCUGAGGAGGAAUCAGAGCAAUAUGUUUGCAGAACACCUGAGCCUCAGCAGCCCUGGGUAUCCCUGGGCAGUGAGCUGGAAAUUGAGGAAGAAUCUGUGAAGGACACAAGAGAGAGGCUGAAAUAUCUAGUUUCAAGGGUGCGGAAAAAGUUUGGAGCACCAGUAAAUUUCACUGACCGCAAUGCCUUGGAGUCGAAGGAAGGGUACAUCGAAUGCACCUCGUACCAAGACAGAAACUUCAGACUCAUCCAGAUGGAGAGGAACAGUGCGACUCAAGCUGUUCUCAACCUGAAGAGUUCUGCCACGCAGACACAACGAACAUUCCCAAGAAAUAUGUACACACAAUACAAACCCAGAGAAUUGACAGAAGAAGAAAAGGAGAAUUACAUGAGUUCUGAAAACCUUAAAAACUUUGCCAGCUCAGCUUUUUCAAGAUUUGAGAUUGCUAUUCAGCAGAACAAGAUCAUGGACGUGUUCUUCGAUGACUGGCAAGCGCUUAGCGAGGGAGACAUUGCCUUUGGCGGGAAAGCUGACACUUACCUGAAAGAAUACCAGUCUUUCACAGAUCUGCAGUUCAGCAAAGACAAGUCAAUCAGCUGCAUCAAGUGGCACCCUACUAUUAGUGGCGUAAUCGCAGUCUCUGUAACGGAGAAGAUGUCUUUUGAAGAAAGGAUCAAUGGCUCCACUAAGCUGCUUCUAAACCCUCCUCUCAUUCUCUUCUGGAGCUUCUCUGAUCCUAUUAACCCCCAGUUAAGGCUGGAGUGCCCAGAUGAUGUCUUGUCCUUUGAUUUUUGUCCAUCUGAUCCCAACAUAAUUAUUGGUGGCUGCAUGAAUGGGCAGAUUGUUUUAUGGGAUGUCACUGCUCAUGCACAAAGGUUGCACGGUAAACGCUCCGGAGAGAGAAGGACCACCUCAGCAUACCCAGGCUCUUUGUGAAUGGCCUUUGAAGAAGACAAAGAAAAUGAAAUUCCUGUUUUGUUGUACUGUGCUGUCUCGAGCAUAGAGAAUGGACACAAAGCACCAGUUACUGAUGUUCAGUGGCUGCCUGAAAACUUUGAGAUUUCCAUAACAGGAGUUCCAGUAGAAAACCAGAAUCAAAUUUGCGUCCAGGUUGUCACCUGUGCCCCUGACUGCUGCGUGAUGUUUUGGGAUAUUCGAGCACCUCGACCUGCUGCUCAUUCCCAGGCAGAAAGGAAACAGAAAAUGGAGGAGAAACAGCUGGAGAAUCCUCGUGGUAUACCUAACACAUUCAAAUACUUGGACCUGUCUUGGAAACCUCUCAUCAAGGUGAUGCUUCCAAAGACAGAUGCCAGUGGUGAAUACAGUCCGCUCAAAUUUAGCCUAAGAGACAACAUCCAUUGUAGUCGUCCAAGAAGUGGCAAAGAUAAAUCAGUGAAAAGCACAGAUAGGCCUGAGGGGAAAGUUGAAUAUGCAUUGCUAAGAGUUCCCUCCGAAAAGCAGCUUAAGCCACUAGAGGAUAUCAGCACCAUGUUCUGUGUGGGAACAGAAGAUGGAGAACUCGUAUACAAUUGGAAGUUGGGGAAGGAUGAUGACUCUGGAAGGCUGCUCAGUGGGAAACCCUCUCGUUGUUUCAUUGUACACGACAGCUUGGUCAACACUGUCAAGAGGUCACCCUUUUUCAAAGACAUCAUCCUAACUGUGGGAGGCUGGAACUUCGCUGUCUGGAAAGAGAGCGUCAUGAACGGUCCAAUCAUCCUUUCCCCCUGCUCUCAAAAGAGAUGCAUGGUAGGCUGCUGGUCUCUGUCAAACCCGGGGAUGUUCUUCAUUGGGAAGGAGGAUGGGAAUAUUGAAGUGUGGGACUUGCUGGAGAAAACCCAUGAGCCGUCUCAUAUACAAAACAUCUCCACAGCCUCAAUCACUUGCAUGAAGCCCUGGAUUAUCUCUUCAAAGCAGCACUUUUUGGCAGUGUCUGAUGAUUUUGGAACUCUGCAUAUCCUACAGAUACCAUGGACUCUCCGUAAUCCAUCAAGCAGUGAGUCCAGUGUUAACAAGUAUUUUGAGAAGGAAGUGACGAGGCUGAUGUUCUUCGACAAACGGAAGGAGACGAUGGCAAAACAGAAGACAGCUACGGAGGCUGAGGAGCAAAAGAAAAAAACAGAAUUAUUAGUGCCAGAAAAGCUGUCUGAAAAGACUGAGGAAGAAAGUCUGGCAGAGUAUGAGAGUUAUCUGACCUUGGAGAAAGAUAUUCUGAAGGAAAUGGGUGUCUCACUACAAGAAGAAGAUAAGCCUUCAAAUGAAGUGUAGUUAAAUAAUUGUAUGUUAUUUAUUGCCACAC
Messenger RNA from Scleropages formosus (Asian bonytongue), 2850 nucleotides. RefSeq names its product WD repeat-containing protein 63-like. Gene Ontology annotation, molecular function: dynein heavy chain binding; dynein light chain binding. Gene Ontology annotation, cellular component: inner dynein arm. Lineage: Eukaryota; Metazoa; Chordata; Actinopteri; Osteoglossiformes; Osteoglossidae. The record is from RefSeq and is a predicted model, not a curated record. Gene Ontology annotation, biological process: cilium movement involved in cell motility; inner dynein arm assembly.